This is a messenger RNA of Synchiropus splendidus (mandarinfish), 2061 nucleotides long. It is a transcript of the gene dbh, whose product is annotated as dopamine beta-hydroxylase (dopamine beta-monooxygenase). Gene Ontology annotation, cellular component: secretory granule membrane. The transcript is spliced from 12 exons. Gene Ontology annotation, molecular function: dopamine beta-monooxygenase activity; copper ion binding. Gene Ontology annotation, biological process: dopamine catabolic process; octopamine biosynthetic process; norepinephrine biosynthetic process. The record is from RefSeq and is a predicted model, not a curated record. The coding region runs from base 68 to 1921 and encodes 617 amino acids. NCBI's taxonomy places the organism in Eukaryota, Metazoa, Chordata, Actinopteri, Syngnathiformes, Callionymidae.
GGAGCCAACUUUUGCGACAUCAUCAGGGAAAGCUUUAGAGAUUGUACGUCCACUCUUUGGGUUUGCGAUGAUCUUCAAAAACCUCGGCCUUCGUGAUGCCACCAUCAUGUACUUCACAGCCUUGGCCGCUCUCAUGAUCAUCCUGGUGGCAUCCUACCAAUCACCGGUCCAUAUUACAGAAGUGUCACUGACCCAGUCAAAGACCUACAGUUCGGUGCCGCCACUGCCGAUGCCGUUCCGUGUGCCCCUGGAUCCCAGAGGAGAGCUCCAACUGGCAUGGAAUGUCAGCUACAAGGACCAGGAAGUGUACAUGAGACUGAGGAUCAAGGAGCUCAGACAUGGCGUGGUCCUGGGGUUCUCUGGCAGAGGGGAGCUGACCAACGCAGACCUGGUCGUCCUGUGGGACUCCGGCAUUAAAAGUUACUUUGGGGAUGCAUGGAGUGACAGUAACGGCAGAGUGUCUCUGGACAACCAACAAGACUAUGAGUUGAUUCAGGCAACGCAGAAGUCUGACGGGUUCUACCUGCUCUUCAAAAGAUCCUUCAGCACCUGUGACCCCAGAGACUUUCUCAUUGAGGAGGGGACGGUGCACAUCAUCUACGGCUUCAUCGAGCAACCACUGACCUCACUGGAGAAGCUGAACUUGUCCCGCAUCCAGACAGGGCUGCAGAGAGUUCUGAUGCUGCGGCCCGACACGCCACCACCGAAACUUCCUUCAAACCUGCAGACCAUGGACGUGGUUUCCCCGGACGUCAUCAUCCCAACUCAGGAGACCACCUACUGGUGCCACAUCAAGAAACUGCCAGAAAACAUGCAGAAGAACCACAUCGUCAUGUACGAGCCAGUGAUCACGCCUGGGAACGAGGCCAUCGUUCACCACAUCGAGGUGUUCGAGUGUAACCCAGACAUCAACAUUCCAGACUACAGCGGCGACUGUGAAGACAAGAUGAAACCAGGGAACAUCAACUACUGCCGCCACGUACUCGCUGCCUGGGCUAUGGGGGCUGAGCCUUUUUACUAUCCUCCUGAUGCGGGUUUGCCAAUGGGUGGUCCAGGUUCUUCUCGGUUCCUUCGCCUAGAGGUCCAUUACCACAACCCUCUUCUACUGACUGGUCGGCGUGACUCUUCAGGGAUCCGUCUUCACUACACAUCCAGCCUGCGGCCCUAUGACGCCGGGAUCAUGGAGCUGGGUCUCGUCUACACUCCCCUCAUGGCCAUCCCUCCAAAACAACAGGCCUUCUACCUCAGUGGUUACUGCUCCUCCAAGUGCACCCAGACUGCUCUUCCUCAAGGAGGGAUCUACAUAUUUGCGUCGCAGCUCCACACCCACCUGGCUGGACGGGAACUGAGAACGGUGUUGGUGCGGGGAACCAAAGAGAUCAUGGUGGUCCAGGAAGACAAACACUUCAGUACACACUACCAGGCCAUCAGAAAUCUGCAGAAUAUGGCCCAUGUUUUACCUGGCGACGUCCUCAUAACCAAGUGUACGUUCAACACGGAAGACAGAAGCAAGCCGACAAUGGGAGGUUUUGGCAUCAUGGAUGAGAUGUGUGUCAACUACGUCCACUACUAUCCUCGCACUCAGCUGGAGCUCUGCAAGAGUCAUGUGGAUCCGGGACACCUCCAAAAAUACUUCAGCUUCAUUAACAGAUACUAUGGAAACGACCAGUGUGUGUGUGGAGAGCCAAGUGUGUCGGACCAGUACUCCCAGCUACACUGGGACGCCUUCAGCUCCACAGUGCUGGACUCCCUUUACAACACGGCCCCCUACUCUAUGCACUGUAACCAGUCGUCUGCUCGCCUCUUUCCAGGCCAAUGGGACAAGGAGUAUGUGCCAGUGGUCACAUCAACCCUGGAAGCACCCCGAUAUCCUUGUGAGGGAGGGAGUCGUGCAAAAACCACUGUUCCCAUCCCCGUCUGACACAGAAUAAGGCUUUUAAUCUCCACACUUCUUCAUGUAUGUUUUAAUAUCUAUGUAGCUCAGCAAAACAAGCUUUUAAAAGAACUAAAUAGACACUUGAAACAGGAGAAAAAAAUACGUUGUAUGGUGAAUUGUUAAUU